AUGAUAUUAUCCAGCGGAGCGUCGGACGGUAAUCGUCUGAUCGAUUCUUGUGAACAGCUCGGACACCGAUUUGGAUGCACAGCACCGUUUGUUGUGGCAACCGGAGCAAGACAAGGAGUAGUGCCAGGACCCUUGCUGUCUAAUUUCUCCAUCGAAGACAUUAUGCUAGGAACAGUUGAUCAGCGCCCUGCCGACAUCGUCAUAGCACCAUCAGGCCCCUUGACUGAUCUCGGGUUUGCUGACGAUGUUGUUUUUUUCGCCGAAAGCAUUACGAAAGUUCAACAUGGACUACGUCUACGUCCUGAUAAAUGCAAGCAGAUGUGGAUCUCUUUGGGGCCUCGAACGGGAGCGGUGGACGGAUAA
This is a messenger RNA of Necator americanus (New World hookworm), 363 nucleotides long. RefSeq lists its product as uncharacterized. The coding region runs from base 1 to 363 and encodes 120 amino acids. The record is from RefSeq and is a predicted model, not a curated record. The transcript is spliced from 2 exons. NCBI's taxonomy places the organism in Eukaryota, Metazoa, Nematoda, Chromadorea, Rhabditida, Ancylostomatidae.